AUGAACUCAAAUCCAAAUGUGCCUCCGCCUUUUGGUGUUUACACACCACUUGUUACAUUUUUCCACGAGGAUGAAAGCCUCGACCUAGAAUCAAUUAGCAAGCAUGUGCUUAGAAUGGCCGAAGGAAAGGUGGCAGGCUUGGUCAUCCAGGGAAGCAAUGGCGAAGCACCUCAUCUCCUACACGACGAGAGAAAAUUGUUGGUAGCGACCGUGAAAAGGACUCUGACGGAGAAUGGAUUCCCUGGCAUCAAGUUGAUUGUAGGGUGUGGGGCUGCGAGUGUGAGGGAGACAUUGUUGUAUCUUUCCGAAGCCAGGGAAGCUGGGGCUGACUAUGGACUUAUCCUACCUCCCGCCUACUGGACAGCCGGAAUGUCAGCCCCGGUAAUAGAGAAAUUUUAUCGAGAUGUUGCAAGCUCGGCAGUCAUGCCAUUCUUGAUAUAUAACUUUCCAGGUGUCACUGGGGGCAUUGAUAUUAGCUCUGACAGUAUCAUCAGUCUCGCCAAAGAAAACCCCGCUAUUGUCGGCGUCAAGUUGACAUGUGGAAACGUCGGAAAGCUCCAAAGAGUCGCAUCCGCACUUCCAGGCGGACAGUUUGCUGCCCUAGCUGGAAAAUCAGACUUCUGCCUUCCCGCACUUGUCGCAGGAUCGCACGGGGUUAUUGCUGCCUUAGCAAAUCUGGUACCAAAACUUCAUUCGGAACUUCUUCGAUUAUACGAGGCUGGAGAUCUCAAGGCUGCCAUAGAAUUACAAUCAAAGCUGAGUAAUGCAGACUGGGCACUGUUGAAAUCCGGGGUAGCAGGGGUGAAGAAGACAGUUGCUGAGAAUUUUGGGUACGGCUGUGGGAAAAGCAGGAGACCACUUGGGAACGGGCCGGCUGAGGUAGCUGCGGAGGUCUCGGGUCCUAUUGAUCUAGUUGUUGCUCUUGAAAAGAGCCUUUCAUGA
This is a messenger RNA of Lachnellula hyalina, 942 nucleotides long. RefSeq names its product putative 4-hydroxy-2-oxoglutarate aldolase, mitochondrial. The transcript has 4 exons. Gene Ontology annotation, molecular function: 4-hydroxy-tetrahydrodipicolinate synthase activity. The coding region runs from base 1 to 942 and encodes 313 amino acids. Lineage: Eukaryota; Fungi; Ascomycota; Leotiomycetes; Helotiales; Lachnaceae. The record is from RefSeq and is a predicted model, not a curated record.